AUGAAGACAGCUCAAGAUUGCCAAAAAAGUUAUGCCGAUAAAGCCCGAUGUGAUGGUCAAGUUCAAAGUGGAGAUUUCGUCCUGGUGAAAGUAUCUCCAAUGAAAGGUAUUAGAAGGUUUGGAAUUAAAGAAAAAUUGACUCCGCAUUAUGUUGGACCCUAUGAAAUUAUCGAUCGAGUUGGGGAUUGGGCUUAUCGGCUAGCACUUUCAAAUUCCAUGGAACAAAUUCAUAAUGUGUUUCAUGUAUCACAACUUCGUAGCUAUGUCGCAUAUCCUUCUAAUAUUUUAUCUCCGGAUGAGUUAGAGCUAAAUGAGGAUCUUUCGUAUGAGAAAAUGCAUAUUUGGAUCAUGGACAGAAAGAUUCCAACCAUGAGGAACUGA
Molecule: messenger RNA, 381 nt
Organism: Andrographis paniculata
Lineage: Eukaryota; Viridiplantae; Streptophyta; Magnoliopsida; Lamiales; Acanthaceae
Exons: 1
Coding region: 1-381 (126 amino acids)
Source: RefSeq, a predicted model, not a curated record